Molecule: messenger RNA, 720 nt
Organism: Vigna unguiculata (cowpea)
Lineage: Eukaryota; Viridiplantae; Streptophyta; Magnoliopsida; Fabales; Fabaceae
Product: zinc-finger homeodomain protein 11-like
Biological process (GO): regulation of developmental process; regulation of DNA-templated transcription
Cellular component (GO): nucleus
Molecular function (GO): DNA-binding transcription factor activity; transcription cis-regulatory region binding
Source: RefSeq, a predicted model, not a curated record
GCAAUAGUGAGUACGUGUCCGUAGAAGGGGAGACACUGUAAUUAUGGUAUCCAAGGAUGACUAUAGUAGUCAUUGCAGAUGCGAACAAAGGUGUUGGGUUAUAUAGUUUAUGCACUCUGCGCUUCGUAGCAGCAAGAGAGAAAAAAAAAAUGGAAGGAGGAUCUGGCGAGAAGUGGAAGAGCGUCUACAGAGAGUGUUUGAGAAACCAUGCAGCCAGCCUCGGAAGCUACGCCACCGACGGGUGCGGGGAGUUCACGGUGGAUGGAGGGGGGUUGCAAUGCGCGGCCUGCGGUUGCCACCGGAACUUCCACCGGAAAGUGAAGUACCCGGUGGGUCCGGAGAGUCCUGGAGGGAUGGAUUACGGUGGCGAGGGAGGGAGUAAGAAGCGGUUCAGGUCGAAAUUCAGCACAGAUCAGAAGGAGAAGAUGCUGGCGUUUGCGGAGAAACUUGGUUGGAAGCUUCAGAGGAAGGAUCUGGAUGAUGAGAUCGAGAGGUUCUGCAGAAGCAUUGGAGUUAGUAGACAAGUCUUCAAAGUUUGGAUGCAUAACCAUAAGAACUCUUCUUCCUCUUCUUCUGCAUCUGCUUCUGCUUCCACAGGAAACAUCUCCUCCCUCACCCAUUAACACUGUAACACUUUCAUCUCAUCACUUUCACUCUCUGCACUUCUUGUAUUUUUCUUUUUUCUCUUUAAUUACCUCCACUUUUUAUCACCACUCUUCA